This is a messenger RNA of Glycine soja, 16833 nucleotides long. Its product is annotated as midasin-like. Gene Ontology annotation, cellular component: preribosome, large subunit precursor; nucleus. Gene Ontology annotation, biological process: ribosomal large subunit assembly; rRNA processing. The record is from RefSeq and is a predicted model, not a curated record. The transcript is spliced from 77 exons. Lineage: Eukaryota; Viridiplantae; Streptophyta; Magnoliopsida; Fabales; Fabaceae. Gene Ontology annotation, molecular function: ATP binding; ATP hydrolysis activity. The coding region runs from base 287 to 16594 and encodes 5435 amino acids.
AACUCAAACAACAGCAGAGAGCUUUCUCGGAGACGGAGACUGAGCUGCCAACGUUGGAAUUGAUUUGAACUGCGAGGAACACUCAAUCACAACCAAAACCUUCUCUAAUUAACUUAAUCACUGUUGUUUUCUUUCGUUGCUUUUUGAUUGCGUUUUGCUACUUGAAGCCAAAGGGAAAACUAGCUCUCUUAAGUCGAUAGUUUUUUUUUUCCAAUAUAUUUUGCUUUUUAUAUAUAUAAUACUCUUUCACUGUUAAGCUUAUAGAUAAGAAGUGUUUCAGCUUCACAUGGCGAUUGACGGUAGUUUCAGCCUUCAUUCUUCGCUUCGGAGGUUCCUCGAUCGUUGCCCGAAGCUCCAGUGUUUUCCGCCGCUUGAGUCGCUCGAACGAAUGGGAGACUUGGUGACAGAAGAGGAAGUAGUUAAUGUGUUAGUGGGGGUGUUUCUGCACCCCAGUUAUACAAUUCCGUUGAUUGGGUGUUUCCGACCAAUUGCUCAACAUAUUGUAGAUAAAGCUGUUGCUUUGCUUCGUCUUGUGCCAAAUUUGAUGUCUAUUCCUAAGGAUACUGCUCGUGAAGAUGAUCGUGACAGAGUUUUGGAUGGAGUUGUGAAUGUCAUAGAGUUUUAUAGUCAACAGGGAAGGGGUCUGGAUCUUCAUGAGCUUGCUUGUCUAGCCUUCUGCCGUGCUCUUGACAUGGGUCCUUUUCUGCUGAGUUCUAUAUUAAGCUAUUUCAAUUUUGCUCCUGCUCCAUUUGAAAGAUUUUCAGUGAAACAAUUUACGAUUGAGACCCGUGAACUUCAUGCUGCCCAAAUAUCAUACCGCCUACUUCUAAUGGAACCUGAAAUAUUCUCUAAGCUUUGGGACUGGUCUUGUUUUCUGGACCUUGUAAAAGACACACACAAACCAGAUCUUACAUGGUGUGGGGUGCAAACAUUACGAGUUCUGCUCAAAUUAGGUUACAAAGCUACUGAAAACUUAAAUAUUGGAGACGAGGAAGCAUUUUCUUGUCUAUUGUGUUGGGAAGAGUUCUGUCAGGACACAUCACUAGAGAAAGCUGGCUGGUAUGUUAAACCAAUAGCAGACAUUAUGUCUGAUUCUCUGGAUAAAAGAAUGGAUUUCAAGAAUGGGAACUGUUUAAAAUCCUUUGGCUUGAAUAAUCAGCUGGUUAGUUCACCAAAGCUUCUUGAGUUGCAACCGCGUUUUAAGAGUCAACUGCUUACUACAAGGGAUGAUGUGUCAGUAAGUAAUACAUUCGUAUUUACCUCAGCUGUGAAAAGAAGUUAUGAUAGAGUUCUUUUGGCGGUGAGUCAGAAGUGGCCUGUUCUUUUAUAUGGUCCCUCUGGUUCUGGAAAAUCUGCUCUCAUUGCCAAGCUGGCUCAGGAUAGUGGAAACCAAGUUCUAUCUAUCCAGAUGGAUGAUCAAAUAGAUGGUAGAACAUUAGUUGGAUCUUAUGUCUGUGCAGAUAGGCCUGGGGAGUUUAGAUGGCAGGCUGGGUCACUUACCCAGGCUGUGCAGAAUGGUUUGUGGAUUGUUUUUGAGGAUAUCAACAAAGCACCAUCUGAUUUACACUCCAUAUUAAUGCCUUUAUUGGAAGGGGCUGGUUCAUUUGCAACAGGACAUGGGGAGGUAGUAAGGGUGGCUGAAUGUUUUAGAAUUUUUUCAACUAUUGCUGUUUCUAAGUUUGACACAUCUGAGAGUGCAGGUCAAAAUUCACUUAGUGUCCUUUGGAGAAGAGUGAUGAUUCCAUCACUGGAUAAUAGGGACUUGCAAGAGAUAAUCAAAGUGAGGCAUCCGAAUUUGGAGCUUCAUGUUGGCAAACUCAUAGAAACCUUUGAAAGGGUUAACUCUAUUUCCAUGGUUCAAGCGGGUUUUCACAUGGGAAGUUCUGCUUCUGUUUAUUGUCCCUGCAGGUUCUCAUUAAGGGAUCUCCUUAAAUGGUGCAAAAGGAUUGCUGGUUUAGGUUUUUGCUUUGAUGGUACCUUAUCAGAAAACCAAUGUUUUAGUGUGUAUACAGAGGCUGUUGACAUAUUUGCGUCCUUUUCAUCUUCAAUUAAAAAUCGUUUGUCAGUAAUGAAAGAGAUAGCAGGGUUGUGGAAAGUACCUGUUUCUGCAGCUGAGACCUUGUAUCCCCGUGACAAACCGAUAAUUCAGGAUUCUUUCACAGAUUUAAGAAUAGGCCGAGUUUCCCUCCAGUACACUAAACCGUCGUUGCAACAUCAUAAAAGACCUUUUGUUGAGAUACGCAGUUCUCUGCAUGUUUUGGAGCGCAUUGCUUGCUCUGUCAAGUAUAAUGAGCCUGUACUCUUGGUUGGAGAAACUGGUACUGGGAAGACUACAAUUGUUCAAAAUUUGGCUUUAAUGCUUGAUCAAAAGCUUACUGUUUUGAACCUGAGUCAGCAAAGUGAUGUUGGUGACUUACUAGGGGGUUUUAAGCCUAUGGAUGCUCAGUCUGUGUGUGUGUCCCUUUAUAACGAGUUUCUGACUCUCUUUACCAAGACAUUUUCUGUAGAGAAUAAUCAAGGCUUGAUCACUUCUAUGCAUAAAGUUUUAGAAGAUUAUCGACAAAAGUUGUUAAUUGAUAAGAAUGGGGAAGCUCUAUUGAAAAGAUUGCGAAUAGAAGUUGGAAAGUCAGUUAAGCUUAUACAACCUGGAUCUUCCAAAAAGCGUAAAAGGCCAUUAGAAGAACAAUUAAUCCAAGAGUGGGAGAGAUUUUGUAUAAAACUGCGUAGUGUCUGUCAAAGUAAUCGCUCUUCAGCGAUGAUGUUUUCUUUUGUAGAAGGAAGUUUUGUAACUGCUCUUAAAAAUGGUGAUUGGGUUUUGCUUGAUGAGGUGAAUUUGGCUCCUCCUGAAACCUUGCAAAGAAUUAUUGGUGUUCUAGAAGGGGAACAUGGUGUGCUGUGUUUAGCUGAAAGAGGUGAUAUGGAUUAUAUACAUCGCCAUCCAAAUUUCCGUAUAUUUGCUUGCAUGAAUCCAGCUACAGAUGCAGGGAAGCGGGAUUUGCCCUUUUCUUUGAGGAGUAGAUUUACUGAGUAUUUUGUUGAUGAUGUUUUGGAUGAUGAGGAUUUAAGUCUGUUUAUUAGUCAGUUCAUUAGUAGUGGCUAUAUGGAUCAACAGUUGGUGAAUAAAAUUGUGCGUUUCUAUAAAGAAGCGAAAAAGGAAUCUGAAGAGAGAUUGCAGGAUGGUGCUAACCAGAAACCUCAAUACAGUUUAAGGUCUCUUUAUCGUGCUCUAGAGUAUACACGGAAGGCAGAGAGAAAAUUUGGAUUUCAAAAGGCAUUAUAUGAUGGGUUUAAUAUGUUUUUUGUUUCGUUGUUGGAUGGACCUAGUGCUGAAAUAAUGAGGCAAAAAAUAUCAUCUCUUUUGUUAAAAGGGCCUCCAGAUGUAGAUUUUAUCCACUACUUAGAUACCUCCAAAUGUGAUGGAUAUACAGGGAAUUAUGUUCUAACUAAAUCCGUACAGGAGCAUCUUGGGAAUUUGGCACGUUCUGUUCUAAUGAGAUAUCCUGUCCUCUUACAAGGUCCCACUUCUAGUGGGAAAACUAGCCUUGUUCGAUACCUUGCUGCAAUAACUGGUCAUGAUUUUGUAAGAAUCAAUAAUCAUGAACACACUGAUUUGCAAGAGUAUCUAGGUUCUUAUAUAACUGACACCAGUGGAAAGCUUGUUUUUAAUGAAGGCGUUUUGGUUAAAGCUGUAAGAAAUGGUUACUGGAUUGUGCUGGACGAGCUUAAUUUGGCUCCAUCUGAUGUGCUGGAAGCAUUGAACCGAUUACUUGAUGACAACAGAGAGCUUUAUGUUCCUGAACUGCAAGAAAGAAUUAAAGCAGACCCAAACUUUAUGCUUUUUGCUACUCAAAAUCCACCUACACUUUAUGGUGGCCGCAAAAUGCUGUCCCGGGCAUUUCGUAAUCGUUUUGUAGAGAUUCAUGUUGGUGAAAUUCCAGAUAGUGAGCUCAGUGAAAUAUUGGCCGAGAGAUGUAAAAUCUACUUUGGUCAUGCCAAAAGAAUGGUUGAAGUCAUGAAGGAUCUUCGGUUGCACAGACAGAGUAGCAGAGUCUUUGCUGGUAAACAUGGAUUUAUGACACCUCGGGACUUGUUUCGUUGGGCUGAUCGUUUCCAGAGAUUUGGCAACUCUUAUGAAGAUUUGGCCAAAGAUGGCUAUUAUCUUUUGGCAGAAAGGCUACGGAAUGAGGAUGAAAAGUCCAUUGUUCAAAAAGUUCUGGAAAAUCAUCUUCCGGUUAAACUAAACAUAAAAAUUUUAUAUGAUCAGAUACUAUUUAGAGGUCACUCUUCUUCCAAUUUGAAUGUUGGUUUAGGAGGUGGUUCAAAGAGUCUAGAAAGUGUACUCUUGACCAAAAGUAUGCAGAGGUUAUAUUUCCUUGUUGAACGCUGCUAUAAUUUACGUGAGCCGGUACUGCUUGUGGGGGAAACAGGUGGAGGGAAGACUACUGUGUGUCAGUUAUUAAGUGCUUGUUUGCAGUUAAAAUUACAUACCUUGAAUUGCCAUCAAUAUACAGAAACAUCUGAUUUUAUUGGGGGAUUUCGUCCUAUUCGAGAGCGAUCUACACUGAUUUCUAAUUACAAAGAGAUCAUUGAAAAGUUGAAGAAAUUAAAGGCUUAUAGAUACUUUUCUGAGGACUUAUCUGUUUCUUCUGACAUAAAUCAUGCUUCUUCGACUCUUGAUCUGCUGAAUGGUAUGAUAAGGAAUUGUAAAGAAGGUCACGUAUGUAGUUUGGAUGUCAGCAGAGAAGAUAUUAAUGCUCUUGAGCAAAUAAAUUUGGACCUCAAUGGUUUGCAUCAAAAGUGGCAGAGCAUAUUUAUGUGGCAGGAUGGUCCUCUUAUAAAAGCUAUGAGAGAUGGUGACCUCUUUCUUGUGGAUGAAAUAUCUUUGGCUGAUGAUAGUGUACUUGAGAGAUUGAAUAGUGUGCUGGAGCCAGAAAGGAUGCUAUCUUUGGCUGAGAAAGGUGGGUCUGAUCUUGAGAAGGUUACUGCACAUUCAAAUUUUUUUGUUAUGGCAACAAUGAACCCUGGUGGCGAUUAUGGUAAGAAGGAGUUAUCUCCAGCACUACGCAAUCGCUUCACGGAAAUAUGGGUUCCCCCUGUUAAUGAUCAAGAUGAGCUUCAAGGCAUUGCUAUGAAAAGAAUUUCCAUGUUUAAGUUUGCUGGGAACUUAGACCCCACAUAUCAAAAAACACUUGUUAAUGCCAUGAUAAGUUUUUUUGAGUGGUACAAUAAAUUGCAUCCAGGGAGAAUGCUUACAGUGAGAGAUCUCAUUUCUUGGGUUGACUUUUUUAUUGCAAUGGAAGAAAGCUUAGGACCUAAACAUGCACUUCUUCAUGGAGUAUUUCUUAUUUUGCUUGAUGGGUUAAGUCUAGGGACAGGACUUUCAAAAAGGGAUGCUGCAGAGCUAAGGGAGCGAUGUUUCUCCUUCCUUCUACAAAAGCUAGGGGUUGAUGAAAGUAAUUCAAACCUUUCAAGAAUUGGAAACUAUGGUUGGGGUGAAUUUGGCACCACUAUGGAUGUGUCACAUAGUGAUGAUUUAUUUGGCAUUGAUGCAUUCUAUAUCAAUAAAGGUAUUGGCAUUUGUGAGGAUGGUGGGUUUGAAUUCAAGGCACCUACUACUUGCAGGAAUGCUCUGAGAGUUUUGCGGGCUAUGCAGCUUCCAAAGCCUGUUUUACUGGAAGGUAGCCCAGGUGUUGGGAAAACUAGUUUAAUCAUUGCCUUGGGAAAAUGUUCUGGGCAUAGAGUGGUACGAAUAAAUUUUUCUGAGCAGACUGAUAUGAUGGAUCUGUUAGGGUCUGAUUUACCUGUUGAAAGUGAUGAGGGAAUGAAGUUUUCUUGGUCUGAUGGGAUACUAUUGCAGGCCCUGAAGGAAGGCUGUUGGGUUUUGCUGGAUGAGAUUAAUCUUGCUCCACAAUCUGUUUUAGAAGGUUUGAAUGCUAUUCUGGACCACAGAGCUGAGGUGUUUAUACCAGAGUUGGGUAAUACUUAUAAAUGCCCACCAUCAUUUAGAGUUUUUGCUUGUCAGAAUCCAUCACAUCAAGGUGGUGGCCGAAAAGGCCUUCCAAAGUCAUUCCUUAAUCGAUUUACCAAGGUGUAUGUUGACGAGUUAGUUGAGGAAGACUACCUAUCUAUUUGUGAAUCAAAAUUUUCGACUAUACCUAGAACUUUACUCUCAAAGUUAAUCAUAUUCAAUAAAAGGAUGCAUGAAGACACCACAGUAAAUCAAAAGUUUGCCAAAGAUGGCUUCCCGUGGGAGUUCAAUCUUCGUGAUGUAUUUCGGUCUUGUGAGAUAAUUGAAGGUGCACCAAAGUACUCAGGAUUAUACUCCUUCUUUAACAUUGUUUACAUUCAGAGAAUGCGUACGGUAGAUGAUCGAAAGGAAGUUUUACGAGUUUUCAAGGAGGUAUUUGAGGUGACACCGUUUAUAAAUCCAUAUCCUCGCAUUCAACUCAAUUCACAUCAUUUAAUUGUGGGGAAUGCUACUAUUAAGAGGAAUCAUGUCCAAUUAACUAUGUCCUCAAGCAAACAGCUCCUGAUGCUGCCUGAAAUUCGUCAAAGUUUGGAAGCUGCUGCUCAAUGUGUUGAGCGUCAAUGGCUAUGCAUCUUGACUGGGCCAUCAUGCUCUGGAAAAACUUCAUUGAUAAGAUUACUUGCUAACCUAACGGGCAAUGUGCUCAAUGAAGUAAAUCUUUCAUCUGCAACUGAUAUAUCUGAAUUAUUAGGAUCUUUUGAACAGUAUGACGCCUUGCGGAAUUUUUCCAGAGUUGUUGCUCAAUUUGAGUGUUAUGUUAAUGAGUACAUCAGUUUGCAACUGGAGACUUCAAAUGUAGCAAUUUUCAGGGAAACAGAUUUUUAUAUCAGAUGGAUGGCUUUCCUUUCUGGAUUGAAAUUUGACAGCUUGUCAUCUGCUACAAAUUGUUUUGAAAACCUAUGUUCUCUCAUUGGACAACUAAAGUUGCAGAUACAAAAGAAUUCUAUUCCUGUAUCUUACUCAUUCCAUGAACUUGAUUUGGCCAUGAAGACAGUUUUGAAGAUGAAAGCAGAUGCUGUUUCAACCAAAUUUGAAUGGGUUACAGGAUUGUUGAUCAAGGCUAUUCAGCAAGGGGAAUGGAUUGUCUUGGAGAAUGCAAAUCUAUGUAACCCCACGGUUCUUGAUAGGAUUAACUCAUUGGUGGAACCUUGUGGUUCAAUCACGGUCAAUGAGCGUGGAAUUGUUGAUGGAAACCCAUUGGUUAUUCAUCCACACCCUAAUUUCCGCAUUUUCCUCACAGUUAAUCCCCACUAUGGUGAAGUUUCUCGAGCUAUGCGUAAUAGGGGAGUUGAAAUCUUUAUGCUGCAGCCAUAUUGGGCAUUAGAUGAUAAAAGUGGGUACAAUGACGAGGAUGUUGAAUUCAAAGAUGUUAGGAGGUUUCUUGUUUUAUCGGGUAUUCCGAUUGGUCAUUUGGUUGAUUCAAUGGCUAGAGCCCACACUUAUGCUAAAAAUAAAGGUUCAGAACUUAAUGAUCACAUUACAUAUCUUGAACUCUCACAUUGGGUUCACCUGUUUCUGCAGCUUCUCAAGAAUGGUUGUUGUCCUAUUUGGAGUCUAAAAAUAAGUUGGGAGCAUAUAUAUCUCUCCUCAUUGGGUGUUGAGGGAGAAAAUAUAAUCAAUUUUGCCAAAACUAAAUAUUUAUCAGUAACUAAUUUGGCUGGGUAUGAUGAUUUGACAGCGUGUCCUUUGGGUUUGCCUGGAGGAUGGCCAUUGCCACUCACUGUAAGGGAUUAUGUAUAUUACUCAAAAGAAGCUUCUAUCAAACAGAACUGCAUGUAUCUGGAAUUCUUGGGAACUCAGAUUGCAUCUCAUCAAUAUCAAGUUGCUCGUAAGAGGCACUCAACAACUUGUUUGCAGACUCCUAAUGAUCAUGUGAGGGUAUAUUUGAUGGAUUUGAUGACUUUACAUGAACUUAUGUUUCCUAAGGCUUCAAAUGUGAUGAUUUCAGAUGAAAGGGAGUGCAAAUUUGACUCAGAAUUGACCAAUAAGAUGCUAUACUUUGCAGCCAAUUGGACAAUUGAACAAGCUACUGAAAGUGAUUUUAAGUUCUAUCUUCUCAGGUUUAAGUGGUUUAGUUCUCAAAUGCAGCCCUUCUGCCAGUUCUUUAGUAACUUUCUCAUAGUGAUAGAACAGAUGAUCAAGCAUCCUAUUUGGGAGUAUAUUUCAUGCCGUGACAAACUAGAUGUUGAUUUGAAGUUAAUGCCAUUGUUGUCACUUGAUUUAGUCAAUUUGGCCCCAUCAAAUAAAAAAAUUAAAUAUCUUUGUAAUGCUGUUAGUUUCUUUGAUCCACUAAGGUUAACUUACCAGCAACGGAAUAUUGAGAGCCAGCAUAGUUUUGAUGACGAAGCCAAUAUUGAGAGCCAGAAUAGUUUUGAUGAAAAAGCCAGUUGCUUCAUUCAACUUUUGAAGUCUCUUCACUUUUUGCAAGAUGAAAUACUUCACAAAUUUGUCGCUUCAACUCCUAAGCUAAUUGAGGACCAAUCAUUUGAUUAUAAACUACAGUUAUACUCUAACCUUAUUGAGGACCAUGUUUUUUUUUGGCGUUACUUCAUAUCUUCGAAGUUUAUAGAUAUCUGUCCAGAAGCAGUAGAUCAGAUGAUAAUUUCUUGGCAUUCUUUGGUGAAAGAUGCUCAGAAGUUUACAGAUAUCUGUCCACAAGCAGUAGAUAUUUUUUUGAUGGAGAGCAAAAAAUUUGAGGAGUUUUCUUUUUCAGUAAAUUCAGAAAAAUCUUUACUGUGGAUUCAUGGUGGUCACCCAUUUUUGCCCUCUUCUUCUGAUUUACAUGAUCGACAGCAUCAGCUUUAUAAAUUUGUUGAAACAAUUUGGCCAAGAAAGACAGGAUCCUGCUAUCAAGGAAUUUUGAGCAGCCAUCUUGCUGACGUUGUUGCAUCAUUUGAUCAUGAUCUUCGCUUCCUGGUGACACAAGAUGUUUCAAACUCAUCAUUUUUAAUGGCAAAAUGGAGUCAUGAGGAUGGUAUUCAUAUUGUCAAGAAGUUGGAGGAGAUGCAUCAGAUAGUAUUGAGAAGGUUUGAACAUGAAAAACACAAGUUGCAAUUAAUUACCGGAUCCAAAGACCUUUCAGCUUUUGCUGAAAAUUCACCUGCUUGCUGUUCAUUUACACCUGAAAUGUUGUGUGAAAAAUCUGUAUUUGAGGCCUGGCAGGAUACGUUUCUUCCGGUUGAUUAUACCAGUUUAUUCUGUGACAUGGAGUUAUUACAGAAGCUCACAUCAAUUCAUUUGGAUGAUCUUGAAGGGUUACACCAAGCUGUGGGACGUCUAUCCAACCUUUUGGACUUUGCUUUGAAAUUUUCAUUGAGUUUCUCAUCAAGGCCUCCACAAAUGUUUUUUCCACACCAAAAGAUAUUGUGCACCCUGAAUACAUGGGCAUCCGUGGAUGCAGUAAAUUUGAAAAUUGCAAGCUUUAUUCUGGAGAUGUGGUUUAAGUGGCAUGAAUCUUUGUGGGUCUAUUUCCCUAAAUCUGUGAAGGGCGUUGCAAGGAUUGAUGGCUCUGAUGAAAUUGUAGUACCCCACAUGCUCGUUGAGCCUUUCAGUGCAUCAACUGUGUUUCAGAUCACGCAAUGCAUACAUGCUAUCAAGGAGUUUUGGGUGCAAUGUCUCAAGUGUCGAGUUACCUUGUUGAAUUUGUGGCAUUGUUCUCAUCAUGGAACACAUCUGCCGGAUUUUCUUUUAUCUGCUGCUCGCUCUCUUUUCCAGCAGAUUAUUUAUGCACACAGAAAAUCUUUUGAUGCAGUUCAAUUUGCUAGAAUUAAAUCUAUUUUUUGUUCUUCUGAGAAGAAUGUACUUACGGAAGAAAGCAUUGAUUUGCUGAGCUCCCUUGUUGCUUCAUCAAGACACCACAGGUUGAAAAACUCAGUGCAGAAGUUCAUAGUUCCACUGCUUAGAGAGAUGUAUCUUCAGUCUAAUACCGCUGAUUUCAAUUAUACUAUUGGUUGUGCAUGGGCACGCAUUGGAGCAUUACGCAUUAAUCUGUUGCUUAGCAGUAAGGACAUUGAUCCUGCCAUGAAGUACCAUUGCAAGUACUCUCAGCUUGUGGAAACAAUAUCAUCACUUGAACUUGAAAUUCAGGUACGGAAAGAGUGUAGUUAUCUUGCUGGACAGUUUUUGACACAAGAGGCUGACAAAAGAAAAGCACAAAGGAUGGAAAAGCUUCAGGCAGAGUGUCGAAAGCUACAAAGAAAGAUCGUGUUUCGUACUGAACCAAGGAAAUACAAGAAGUUAAUCAAAGAAUGUGAGAACUUUCUUAAACAACAUGAUGCUUUGGAAGUUUUGGUGAGAAGUAGGGGUACUGCUGAGGAAUUACGAGAGUUUGCUGACCAUGCUUGCAGCUGGCAGAAAACAGCUACUAGUUUUAUUGGUAAAUUGAUGGAUGAGUAUGCUGCAUAUUGCGACAUUAUUCAACCAAUUCAAGUUGCUGUGUAUGAGAUGAAAUUUGGAUUGUCACUGGUGUUGUCUAGUAUCUGGGAAAAAGAAUGUUUGAAUAUACUUGGGCAGGAAAACAUCAACACGGUUAUGGAAAUGAUAUACACGCUUAUGCGCUUCCCUCGUGCUGCUUCAUGCAAGUUCAUUUCUGUUAAGCAUGACAUUGGGUUGGACAUGCUUCCUUCAUACCAGCUAGAUUCUUCUACUGGCUUUUAUUUGGUGGAUGCGGAUUUGAUGGAAAGGCUUGUUACUCUUUCAAAUAAUGUUGCUGCUGAUAAGAAGGUAUCUGUGGUGCAAUGUAGAGCUGCUGCUGUCUAUUGGAACAUUCUUGUUAAAAUUGCACAUUUUACAGCUAAUGCAAAAAUAAUUGAUGAUAAAUCUUAUAUGCUCAUGCACAAGAUAUUCGAUGAGUUUGCCAUGCUUUGGUUGAAUAGGAAAGAUUAUGCAAAGUCAAAGAGUGAUAUUGAUACUCAACAGUACAAGUUUAAACCUCGAGCUUUCGAAAUUGAGAGUGUUAUUGAAGAUGAAUUACCACCUCUUGCAAAUUCAUAUUCACCUGAAACAUUUUUGGAAUGGAAGGAAUUUUCUUAUGAUGAAAAAUCUUCUGACAAAAUGGUACCCCCUGAGGAUGAAGAAUGGAAGAAGCUGGAAGAGACUAUCCUCAGCCAUGUGGUUCUCAUUCACAAUCGGUUAUUUGGAUCUAGUGAUCUAGUCCAGACUCCUGGAAUUUUUGAAGUUUCUGAUGAAGAUCGGUUGCAUUCCUUUAUUGACUCGUAUACAUUGGGUAUUGAUUUAAUCAGAGGUGUCCACUCUACACAUUUGCCUGGUUUAGAUGCUAAACUCAUGCCAGAGAACUUAUUUUAUCUCUGUUUAGACUACAGAAAGAAGUAUCUUUUGUCUCACAAAUCUGCUGCCAGAUACAAUUUUUACAAGGAUUCAAAUGCUUCUGAGAUGGUACAAAUUUUGAAAGUACUUGCACCUCUCCAACAGCAGAUUCUUCCCCUUCUAAAUGAGUGGGAAGAUCGUAAUGAUCUUCAGAAAUUUUUGGAUAUAAUUGAGAUGCUCUUGACUCUCCCAUUGGAUACCCCUUUAGCAAAGGCUUUUUCAGGGUUGCAGUUUUUAUUGCACAAAGCUGAAGUUAUGCAAGAAAAUGGUUCAAAGUUCUCCUUCUCAAAUCAAUUCAAAUCUGUUUAUGAUCUGUUGUCAUCAUGGCAAAAGAUAGAACUGGACUCUUGGCCAUCUUUGCUUGAUGAGGUGACAGAUCAGUUUGAGAAUAAUGCGGGGAAAUUGUGGUUUCCUCUGUACUCUGUUCUUCAACCCAGGUCUUGUGAUAUAUCAAUUAUUCAAAGCCUUGAGGACUUCAUUCAAACAUCCAGUAUUGGGGAAUUCAGGAAACGUCUUCAGCUUCUCUUUGCCUUCCUUGGUGAAAAUUAUAUCAGUUCAUCCUUGAAAAUUAAUUCCAGUUCUAGUCAGUUGGAACAGUCAACAUUCUUAUACAAUAUGUUUGGAUUUUAUGUGCAGUUCUUACCAAUAGUGUUGAAGUACAUUGACGCUAGCAGGAAAGAGGUUGAGAUUGAACUGAGCAAACUAGUGAAACUGUGUCGGUGGGUGCAUGGAAAAAGUUAUUUAUCAAUUGAAAACUUGAAAAAGAGUAGGCAGAAGCUGAAGAAACUUAUACAAAAGUAUACUGAUAUUCUGCAAGAACCCGUGUCUAUUUUCCUUAGACAAGAAGUUGCACAAAGAGGAGCGAAGGCACAAUCUUUUCAUGGUCAUCAGCCCAUUUAUGAUGUUCUGAACAAGGGAUUGGUUGAUGGUGCUUUUGAUUUGACAUUGUUUAGUGAAAACAGGUUCAUGUGGUUUGACAACUGCAUCGAGGAAUUAGAAAGUUCUUUGCAGAACUUGCUGCUUAAGAAAACAUCACUAUUGGAUGUUCUACCUUUGCAUCAGAAAAGUGUUGAAGAAAUUCAAAGCAUAUUUAGACCUUAUGGUGAUUCCCAGCGGACACUUUACUUGAAGGGAUGGAGAGCUGUGUGGUAUACAAUUGAAAAAAUAUAUACUACAGCAGUUGACUAUGGUAAUCUUUGGAAAGAGGAAAAAAAGGGUCAAGGGAAGAGAAGGGCUUUGUCUGAGCUUCUUAAGCUUUUAGAAAACAAUGGGUUGUCUCGACACAAGUCAGCAUAUACAGCAGACCAACAUAAAUCUUGGUGGUUCCUUCAGCUUUCUGGGAACAUACCAUAUUUACUGCUAACAAAUAGUAGAUUACCAUGUGUAACCUCGGGAAUUCCUGAACUUGAAAAUAAGAAUAGUCCAGAAGAAAGUUUGCUUAUGGAGUGGAAAACAGCCAUUGAUUAUUACUUCAAGAGUGUUGUGUCUGUCCUGCUUUUGCAGCAGACAUGCCUCAAUCCACAUAAAGAUAUAACUCUUGAACAGGUUGACAGUUCUAGUUCUUUCCUCAAUCAGCUCGUUCAGAUACAACAGAAGCAACUCUCUGCUGCCACUGCAUUUGACAAGCAAUUGAAAUGCUUUAGAGAAUGUGUAUCUACUCUGGGAAAAUUGUUUUCAUUUUCCUCCUCCACUGAUAACAGUAUGAAUUAUAUGAGCUCUAUUAUUUCACAACAGUUUGCUACUUAUAAGUGCAUGUGGCAACAAAAACAAUUAUUUGAUACUCUGUGUGCUACGUCACAAGAAGAAUUGCUUUUACUAAGGAUAUUAGAAAAUAGCCAUUUAAACACUUGUCAAAGAGAAAGACCUUCAGCCCGGCAGAUGAUUGCUUCCAUUGAAGAAUUUUUUUCAUCCUUCAGUAAAUCAAAGGAAUCAUUGGAUUGCUAUCUAAUUGGGAGGACCAAGGCUGUCACUGCAGUGACUUCUUCCUCGCGUUUUUGCAUUGUUACUCGAGAAAUGGAGCACCUGGUAUCUGAAAAUUUCAAGACCAUUAGGGAUUUUAAGGAUAAUUUUCUUGAGCUACAGGACCAUGAUUUGGAUAGAAGCACCGUUAGAAAAGUUCUGAUUCAGCAUUUUCAAGAAAUAGCUGACAAGGCAAAAUUAAUUGAGGAAGAGUUUACAACAGCAAUAAAGGGAAACUCCAAUCAAGUAGAUUCAUCUGAAGAUAUAAGUGAAAGAAACUUUGUGGAGCUUAAUGCCAGAUUCAAUGAAGCCCUUAUGUCUACAUAUCAGCACCUUGCAACUGUAUUGCAGAAUUUAUGUUUGUCAAGCAAUAUUCCUAUGGUUGACGAGUCCAUGGUAAAAAUUGUUUCAUGGGAAUCACUAUUUGAGUCAUUUGUAACAAAUCUUAGCUUGGACAUAUUAUGUGAGAAUCUUUUCAAAGCAAUUUCUUUUGGGGAGAAGUUGGUGAAUUGUUGUGAUGAUAAAAUCAACAGUUAUUCGCAUGUAGGAGCCCAUUUUAGAAAUCUACAUAUGUUCAUGGAUCAAUUACUAAACUUUGGUGAUGAACUCAUGAAAAAUUUCUUAGCCAUGCACAAAUCAGUAUCAGUAACAACACAUGUGAUUGCAAAUAUUUUUGCUUCUUUAUUUUCAAAAGGUUUUGGAAUAUCUCCUGAAAACCAGGAGGAAGAUGGAACCCUCAAUACAUCUGGAGAUGCAAGUGGGACAGGCAUGGGAGAGGGUGUCGGAUUAAAGGAUGUAAGUGAUCAGAUUGCCGAUGAAGAUCAGCUGCUUGGAACACGGGAACAGCAAAAUGAAAAGCAAGAUGACUCUAAUGAAGUGCCUAGUAGCAAUAAUACAGGGAUUGAGAUGGAACAGGAUUUUCAGGCUGAUGCAAUGAGCCUUAGUGAGGACUCUGGAGAAGAUGACGAUAUUGAUGGCGAAAAUGAGGAACUUGAGUCUGAAAUGGGACCCACUGGACCAGACAGUGAAGCAGUGGGUGAGAAAGUUUGUGAUGAGAAUGAAGAUGAAACUCUCAAUGAUACAAGAGAAAAGUAUGAAUCUGGACCUUCGGUUAAGGAUAGAGAUGGAGGAAAUAGAGAGUUAAGAGCCAAGGAUGACUAUACAACUAAUGAACCUGGGGAUGGUAAUUGUGAUGAAGAUGAUGCUCGGGAAGAUGAUACUGUAACCCCAGAUGACGUAGAAGAUGGAGAGAAUGCUGAUGACAUGACUAUGGACAAAGAAGCAGCACAUUCAGAUCCUACUGGGUUGAAGCCUGAUGAGCUGGAUCAAACUUUGGAUAUGGAUUUGGACAUAAAUGAAGAUACAGAUCUCAUGGAAGAUGGAGAAUUGGAUGAGCAAGGUGAUUUAGCUGAGAAUGAAAAUGAAGGGAAUCAGGUUGAAGAGACUUGCUCUCCUGAUGAAGUUAUGGAAGAGGCACAUACUGAAGUUGAUGUGAACUCUGGAAAAGAUGAUCAAGGUCAGGAGCAUCAAGAGAAUGCAAACAUGAAUUCCACAGAAUCAAAGAAAGAUGUAUCUAGGCCUUCUGAGUUGAUUAAUGAACAAGUUUCCCCUGCUGAGUUAGCAUCUCAGUCCAAAGUUGAUUGGCAGACAUCUGGUUCUGAAAAUGUAGCAGCAGAGUCAAAUGUGUCUAAUAGUCAUCAUGACUUUGACUCUACUCUGUUGGGAGGAUUGCCUUCUAGCUGCAUGUCUGAUAUGGAUAUUAAGAUGUCCGACUCAUCAAAUAGUGGGGGAUUUGGUGAAAAUCAACCCAAAUCUCAUCAUCCGCGGAUCGAGCGUUCACUUAUUCAGGAGAAGCAUACUAAUCCUCAUCGAAGUAUAGGUGAUGCACUUGAGUAUCAGAAAGAAAGAGUUAAUGUAUCUGGUGAUCUUCCAGAAGAUAACAGUGAGAACCAGGGUGAGAUGGAAGAUGAAAAUGCUGAUGAGUAUGGCUAUGUUUCUGAAUUUGAAAAGGGGACAACUCAGGCUAUGGGGCCUGCAACACUGGAGCAGGUUGAUAGAAACAUUGAUUGUGAUAAGCUUGAUAAAGAAUGUCUUGCUGGAGAAGAUGCAAAAUUGCAGUUUGAGAAGGAAAAAUCUGAAAUAAAUUCUAUAAGUAAUUCUUCAUUGAUCCCUCCCCAAAAUGAAAAAAGGGAGAAAGUGAAUACUUCAACCGUGGAGAAGUCACGAGAAGAUGGACCUGUGAAUCCUCUUGCCAGUAUGGAUAUUGAUCUAGAAAAUCAUUUGGAAGAUUUGGUUUCUUUCAGGAAUUCAUACUUCAGUGAGAGCAAUGAUAAUAUAAGCCAGCCUUUUCUGCAUGACGAAGACUUGGGUAAAUGCCAAGAACCUUAUGAUGUACCUGAUCAUGUGAAAGAUAAUGCUACUGCUCUCUGGAGAAGAUUUGAGCUUAGCACAACAAAAUUGUCUCAUGAAUUGACUGAGCAACUGCGCCUUGUAAUGGAGCCCACUGUGGCCAGCAAGCUUCAAGGGGAUUAUAGAACUGGCAAAAGGAUAAAUAUGAAAAAGGUAAUUCCUUACAUAGCAAGUGAUUAUAGUAAAGAUAGAAUAUGGCUGAGGCGGACCAGACCCAACAAACGUGAUUACCAAGUUGUUAUAGCUGUUGAUGAUUCACAUAGUAUGUCAGAGAAUGGCUGUGGUGAUGUUGCUAUUGAAGCUUUGGUUACAGUAUGUCGUGCUGUUUCACAAUUGGAAAUGGGCAGCUUGGCUGUUGCUAGUUUUGGAACGAAAGGAAACAUCAAGUUAUUGCACGACUUUGACAAGCCCUUUACUGGAGAGUCUGGAGUCAAGAUGAUCUCCAAUUUGACAUUCAAGCAAGAAAAUACUAUUGCGGAUGAGCCAGUUGUUGACCUAUUGAAGUACUUAACUAACAAGCUCGAUACUGCAGUUGCAAAAGCACGACUUCCGUCUGGACAUAACCCCCUACAACAGCUAGUUUUAAUAAUUGCAGAUGGUCGGUUUGUGGAAAAGAAGAAAUUAAAGCAGUGUGUUAGAGAUGUGUCAACUGGUAAUCGAAUGGUUGCUUUCUUGCUUCUUGAUAAUUCUCAGGAGUCAAUUAUGGAUCUCAAGGAAGUGUCUGUUGAGGGUGGACAGACGAAAAUUUUCAAGUACAUGGAUUCCUUUCCCUUCCCCUACUACAUUGUUCUGAGGAACAUUGAAGCACUGCCUAGGACUCUUGCAAACUUAUUGAGACAGUGGAUGGAGCUUAUGCAGCAUUCAACUGGUUGAGAACUUUUAGCGUGCAAGUUCCAUUUUGUGAGAGAGGGUCUGCUCCGUAUUUCAUAUAUAGUAGACAAUUGUACAGUGACUAUACAGUACUACAUUUCAAUGUACAGAUGCUUCUUCUUUGACUACGAAUAUCGUGUUAGCUGUGCAUUCGAUGUAUCUUAAUAGCAAGUGUCUUUUCUAUAAUGAAUCUUCUUUUCACCUCUCUUUCAUAUAUACCAAACUAUUCAAGCUUUAUCUCU